Messenger RNA from Vigna umbellata (rice bean), 824 nucleotides. RefSeq names its product potassium transporter. Gene Ontology annotation, biological process: chloroplast organization; positive regulation of DNA-templated transcription. Lineage: Eukaryota; Viridiplantae; Streptophyta; Magnoliopsida; Fabales; Fabaceae. The record is from RefSeq and is a predicted model, not a curated record.
AUUACACAAUUACGUGGCACAACACAAAGAGAGAGAAAGAUAAAAGAGAUCCUGUGGUAUUUGAGUUCCCUAAGGUGCCACAUAGUCUUCUAUUAACCACCAGGUUUUAUGAGUGGCAAGAGUGCUGUGGACAAAUUGACAUCCUUGUGUGGCUACAAUUUCGUGGCACCAAAACUUACAAGAACAAACACUUUUGCAUAUAAAUAAUAACUGCAGGAGCGUGGUUGAGAAUCAGGGUGGUGCUGAGUACCAAAAGAAGCUAAAAUGGGCCUAGGGACUCUGCCAUUGACCCCUUCUUAUACCAGUUUUUCUCCAAACUCAGGACUUAUCCAUGACACUCUUGAUUGCAGCAGAGUGAAUAGAAGCAUAAAGUUCAGAGUUUCAGCCAAACAAGAGAAGCAAGAACCCAAUAAGAAAAAGCAAUCCUUGUUUAGCAGUGUGACCGAGGCUCUUGAUUUUUCCCAAGUGAGAUCUGCUGAGGAUGCUCAGCUUAUAGAAGAGGCUAGAGAAGCCACAAGAGCUGGAGAAAGGAUGAACAGAGAACAGUAUGGAGCUCUUAGAAGGAAAAUUGGUGGUACAUACAAGGAUUUUUUCAAGUCCUAUGUUGAAGUGGAUGGAGCAUAUGUUGAAGAGGGAUGGGUUGACAAAACAUGCAAGGUGUGCAAAAAGGACACCAGGGGAGAGGAAAGGCAAGUUGACAACUUUGGAAGAUAUGCUCAUGUUGCAUGUUUAGACAAGUCCAAAUCAGGGAACUUUUUUACCAGAUUGUUCUCUUCUUAAAGAACACAUUUUCUCAUAUAGUAUGAUAAAGUUUCUGUUAUUCA